AUGGCGCAAAUCAAAAGACAAUCCGUGGUUCCUGCAUGGAGAGAGAAGGCAACGCAACAAGACCUUCUAAUACUUCUAGUCCAGCUGGAAGGUAGUUACAGUUGUGGAUUUGACUAUUUGGAAGUUUAUAAUGGAGAUUCAGCAAAUACGACGAAACUGGGCAGAUUCUGUGGAAACCAAUUACCAAGAAGCCUGGUAUCAUCUGGACUCAAACUCUUCAUCGUGUUUCACUCGGAUUAUAGCGUGUCAGCACCGGGAUUUGUUCUGAACUAUUCAACACCAUUAGAUGUAAAUGAAUGUUACUUUGGAACACACAACUGCGCUAUUGGAGCGUCAUGUGUCAAUACGAAUGAAUCGUUUUACUGCAUUUGUGAAAACGGUUAUACCGGAGAUGGCGUAACCUGCACAGAUAUCAAUGAAUGUGAACUUGGAAUUGAUAACUGUCAUUCUCAAGCAUCAUGUCGCAAUACCAAUGGGUCGUUCGACUGUUCUUGCAACUUUGGCUUUAGUGGAGAUGGAAUAGCAUGCAACGCGACAAGACCUUCUAAUACAUCUAAUCCAGGCACCAUUCCACCCACUACUAAUCCAGGCAACGCGACAAGAUCUUCUAAUACAUCUAAUCCAGAUACAACGCCUUCUUAUAUAUCAAGUCCAGGCACCAUUCCACCCACUACUAAUCCAGGCAACGCGACAAGAUCUUCUAAUACAUCUAAUCCAGAUACGACGCCUUCUUAUACAUCAAGUCCAGGCACCAUUGCACCCACUACUAAUCCAGCCAACGCAACAAGACCUUCUAAUACAUCUAGUCCAGAUACGACGCCUUCUUAUACAUCAAGUCGAGGCACCAUUCCACCCACUACUAAUCCAGCGAAAAACAUGCCACGAAAUUUUACGACAUCAGCGCCAGAAUUAUGCGGCGAAAGUCAACUGUAUCCUCCUGGAAAACUCACAAGCCUUUUAUCCCUUUCAUACCCUCACUACAUGGAUUGCAGUUGGACCAUUUCCAGCACCAAUGGAAGAAAAAUUUUACUACAGUUUACUUCAUUCUUGCUGGAAGGUAGUUACAGUUGUGGAUUUGACUAUUUGGAAGUUUAUAAUGGAGAUUCAGCAAAUACGACGAAACUGGGCAGAUUCUGUGGAAACCAAUUACCAAGAAGCCUGGUAUCAUCUGGACUCAAACUCUUCAUCGUGUUUCACUCGGAUUAUAGCGUGUCAGCACCGGGAUUUGUUCUGAACUAUUCAACACCAUUAGAUGUAAAUGAAUGUUACUUUGGAACACACAACUGCGCUAUUGGAGCGUCAUGUGUCAAUACGAAUGAAUCGUUUUACUGCAUUUGUGAAAACGGUUAUACCGGAGAUGGCGUAACCUGCACAGAUAUCAAUGAAUGUGAACUUGGAAUUGAUAACUGUCAUUCUCAAGCAUCAUGUCGCAAUACCAAUGGGUCGUUCGACUGUUCUUGCAACUUUGGCUUUAGUGGAGAUGGAAUAGCAUGCAACGCGACAAGACCUUCUAAUACAUCUAAUCCAGGCACCAUUCCACCCACUACUAAUCCAGGCAACGCGACAAGAUCUUCUAAUACAUCUAAUCCAGAUACGACGCCUUCUUAUACAUCAAGUCCAGGUAAAUUUAAUAUCUACGAUAUGAACUGA
Molecule: messenger RNA, 1650 nt
Organism: Dendronephthya gigantea
Lineage: Eukaryota; Metazoa; Cnidaria; Anthozoa; Malacalcyonacea; Nephtheidae
Product: tolloid-like protein 1
Exons: 25
Coding region: 1-1650 (549 amino acids)
Molecular function (GO): calcium ion binding
Source: RefSeq, a predicted model, not a curated record